GGUCAGAAAAAUAUAAAUGAAAUACGCAUUUGAGGAUCGAUGCAAAGUUAUUGUCAAGCUGACAAUAUACCAGACAAAGAGAUAUACUCAAUUAGUGUCAAGCGGUCACAUUGGGUGAUUCCCGCGAAACUUGGCAGCCGGGCCUUCUGUGCGCUCCUGUAUUGCGCGUAACACAGCUGCUAAAGGCAUGAGAUCAACUGAAAAUCCAAUGGUAUUCCCCGGUGCAUAGUGGGGGUUGUUGUAGAUCCAUAUUGGGGGGAACGGAAUUGUUACCUUUCAUUCACUCUUCAAUUGACCAGUGUGCUACCAUCGACCGGAAGGAAGGUAGUAGAAACAGGAAAAGAUGCCUGAAAGAAUUAAAAUAGAUGAACCUCUGUGGGAUCAGAGCUCCUUCAUUGGUCGCUUCAAGCACUUCUUCUGGGUGACUGACCCCUUGACAUGUAUGGUCAAGGAUGAAGAACUGGACAAGGCCAAGAUUCUGGUGGAACAGUACAGGCUAGGGAAGGAGCCCAAGGGAACCACUAAUGAGCAGGUCAUCUAUGCCAAGAAGUUGUAUGAGAGUGCCUUCCAUCCGGACAGUGGGGAGAGGCAAAAUGUCUUUGGAAGGAUGUCCUUCCAGGUCCCUGGUGGAAUGUUACUCACUGGUGCUAUGCUACAAUUUUACAGAACUAGCACAGCAGUUGUAUUUUGGCAAUGGGUGAAUCAGUCUUUCAACGCACUGGUCAAUUUCACAAAUCGCAACGCUAAGUCUGAAGUUUCCACGACGCAACUGGGAAUAGCUUACGUUUCAGCAACGGCCUCUGCGAUGAUCACAGCUUUGGGAUACAAAGCCUACCUGCAGAAAACUGCAGGUCCUUUCAUGCAGAGGUAUGUCCCAUUCGCCGCCGUUGCCGCUGCGAACUGUGUAAAUAUUCCAUUGAUGCGUCAAGCUGAAUGGAUGAGUGGCAUUGAUGUUGUCGACGACAAAAACAACAUUGUAGGCCAAUCGAAAUUGGCUGCUGGCAAAGGCAUAACUCAGGUGAUCAUGUCAAGGAUCACUAUGUGCGCACCAGGCAUGCUGAUCCUCCCUGUGAUCAUGGAAAGGUUGGAGAAGUACGCGUGGAUGAAGAGGAUCACAUAUUUGCAUGCACCUAUGCAAGUUAUGUUCGUCGGUGGAUUCUUAAUAUUCAUGGUACCAGUUGCGUGCGGUCUGUUCCCGCAGAAAUGCUCAUUGAAGACGUCGACGUUGGAGUGGCUUGAACCUGAAGCGUACAAACAGAUGUUGGAGAACACGAACAACAACAUUCCUGAGCGGAUUUACUUCAAUAAGGGAUUGUAAUUGGACUGCAAGCCAUGAUUAGGUGCGAGACGAAUAAGUCCUUCCAAGCGAAGGACCAAAAUAGUAAUCGGUAGGGAAAAUAAUGUAACGGUGGAAUUGCUUUUUAUUUAGACAAUAAUUUGAUUUUUAAAAGAACUAUUUAUUUAUUGUAUUUACAAUAAGGUAAGAAACGGGAAAUAUCGGUAAGCAGGUCGAAACGAUUUUAUACAGUUUUCACUUGUCUUGGUUUAUAUGCACGAUUUCCAAUACGCAAUAGCUCGAACGUUGUUCAAUUGAAUUUAGUAAUAAACGAGAGGAGCAAUAAUGUAAUAUUUUACACUGAAUAACUUCUU
Messenger RNA from Nicrophorus vespilloides, 1650 nucleotides. Its product is annotated as sideroflexin-2. Lineage: Eukaryota; Metazoa; Arthropoda; Insecta; Coleoptera; Silphidae. The transcript has 7 exons. Gene Ontology annotation, biological process: serine import into mitochondrion; monoatomic ion transport. The record is from RefSeq and is a predicted model, not a curated record. Gene Ontology annotation, molecular function: monoatomic ion transmembrane transporter activity. Gene Ontology annotation, cellular component: mitochondrial inner membrane. The coding region runs from base 344 to 1318 and encodes 324 amino acids.